Messenger RNA from Aspergillus niger, 1662 nucleotides. RefSeq lists its product as uncharacterized. The record is from RefSeq and is a predicted model, not a curated record. The transcript has a single exon. The coding region runs from base 1 to 1662 and encodes 553 amino acids. Lineage: Eukaryota; Fungi; Ascomycota; Eurotiomycetes; Eurotiales; Aspergillaceae.
AUGAAUGACAGCGUGAGCGAGAAACCGCCGAGCAUCUUCAUGCGCGAUGACGCACGUAACAGCAGCAAUGGCCAGCGGCCCUCGGGAAUUUUCCGCUUUGGAAAGGCAAUCGCAUCGGCCUUUAACCCAUUCGGCGCCUGGGGAUCAAAGGCCGGACCGGCAGACGGAGGUGCCAAACAGCCGGGUGACCCUUUGAGUCAGGCGGAGAGGGCAUAUGCGGAGCUGAAGAAGUCUGGCUACAAGGGGACCGUCAAGGGAAGCUACUUACAAAAUCUGAAUGCAGAGUCCAACACGCCCCAACGGUCGUGGAACCCGAUUCCCGAGCAGAUGGAAUAUAGGCCCGUUGGGAUUCAUUCGCGCCAGAAUUCGGGCGAGCUCACGGAAUCAGGCAACUCCCUCCGGUCGUCAAUCCAAGAAUUGCGGAAAGCUAAGUCAUCUUUGGGGAUACCCCUGGUGAGACGGCAAGAUUCAAAUAAAUUCCCGGAAGAGCUGGAGGGAUCUGCAGUGCGACGGCAGAAGUCACGCAAGGAGCUUCAACGGCAAGCCAAACUGAUGAAGCGAGUCAGUGAUCUUGAGAUCAAGCUGGAACGGGCCCGACGAGAGUUGCGCGAAUUAGUGGGUGAGGAGCAGGAGGUGCUGGCACCGAUCCCCUUACCAGAGAUUACCUACCCCAGAAAAUUCGUCCCCGGGGCGCUCCCCUCGCUUCCUUCAGAGCGGCUGUUGCAUCAAGCAGCAGCAACAGUAUCGCCUACGUCCCCAAGGACUGCAUCAGCCCCCGUGGCGUCCCUGGCAGACAACGCCCAGCGACGCCCCGAAAACCCGCCCAGCAGCGGUCCGCACGAACUCGCCGGGACACCACAUCUUACCCCGAGGACCCCUAAGGAACGUCAAGGACGAAGCUCCCUAAGUGCAGACAGUCCGUCCCUCAAGCGUAAAUCCCCAGACCCGGAGUCUCUAAAGACUUCUCAACAGAAAGACCAAAAGCACUCAACCACACCGGGUGCCGACAAGCCCUCCGAAUCCGAGGAAGCCACAACUCCUCGCCGAGCCAAGCUCCCCAAAAUGCUCACCAGCGACAGCCCCGGCUCCGUCGAGCGCAAGCAAUCCAAAGACAUAUCGACAACCGCCUACUCCUCCGGCGAAGAGCGCGGUCGACGCCGCUCCCAACCCCUCCGAUCCGCAAGCACCCGCUCUCCCUCCGCGCGCCGUCGAGCCUCCAACUCGCGCAACCGGAUCCAACCUAGCCUCCGCAUGAAAAAGGCCCGUUCUGACCUCCGUUCGGCGAGUGCCAGCGAACCACCCCAAGACGACAAAGAGAACCAUGACUACCACCAAAGCGACCCGAUCCAUAACCUUCAGCAAGACGGUUCUCAAGGAGUAGUCGAACCGGAAAUGAAGAACGAGACAGUCGAGAGUCCUCACUCUUCUUCUUCCUCUCCUUCAUCCCCGAGUAAAAAGAAGCCUGCCCGAUAUGAAUAUAUCCCUCCUGUGCCGCCCCUCCCUAAAGAUCUCUCUGCUACGGCCGCGAAGGUCGACAGACGGAUUGCCAAGGAGAUGGGGAAGAAGCGCGAGGCGCGGGAUAAGGCUCGGGCGUUGGCGGGAGGGAAAGCAGAGGAUGGGGAGAAGAGGGGGAGUUUUCAAUGGCCGGAGGAUUUCUUUUGA